GUAACGGCGCAUGCGCACCACCCAGCUAAUCAUUUGGCGACGUGUACCCGGUGUUUGGUAGUGAUUAGGUAUCUCAUCUCUGCUGGGUAACAAACUGCCAUAAAACCUAAAAAGCCUUAAAAGAGCGACACUAUGGGAGGAUCGCAGAGCGUGGAGAUACCGGGAGGAGGCUCCGAGGGCUACCACGUCCUCCGGGUUCAGGAGAACUCACCUGGACACCGCGCAGGACUGGAACCUUUCUUUGACUUCAUCGUCUCCAUCAACAACACCAGACUGAACAAGGACAAUGACACCUUGAAGGACCUGCUCAAAGCCAGUGUGGAGAAACCAGUGAAGAUGCUGGUUUAUUCCUCGAAGACACUGGAGCUGCGGGAGUCAACAGUCACCCCAAGCAACCUGUGGGGGGGCCAGGGACUGCUCGGCGUUUCCAUUCGUUUCUGCAGCUUCGAGGGAGCCAAUGAGAAUGUCUGGCAUGUUCUGGAAGUGGAGCCCAAUUCCCCAGCUGCCCUCGCCGGCUUGCGGCCGCACACCGACUACAUCAUCGGAGCCGACACUGUUAUGAAUGAGUCAGAGGACCUGUUCUCUCUGAUAGAGAGCCACGAGGGGAAAGGCCUGAAGCUGUAUGUGUACAACACAGACACCGACAACUGCAGAGAGGUGAUCAUCACACCGAACAGUGCCUGGGGAGGAGAGGGCAGCCUUGGGUGUGGGAUUGGUUAUGGAUACCUCCACAGGAUUCCCACCAGGCCUUUUGAGGAGGGUAAGAAGAUCAGCUUUCCUGGAAACUCUCCUAGUGAGCCCAUCAGUCCGAUGAAGGAUGGAUUUACUGAGGUCCAACUGUCAGCAGUGACCCCUCCUCCUGUUGUGCCCUCUGGCCUUGAAGAUUCACUGUCAGGCCUGUCAAUCAGCACAGCCCCGCCCACCAUGCCCAGCGAGCUGCAGACAGGUCUGCCCACAGUCCCUCUGCUCCCCUCCUCCACCAGCCCAUCCCUCAGCCCCCUCACCCCUCUCAACCCCGCCGCUACGAGCUUCAACCCCGCCACCACGCUACCAGGUCUGAUGCCUCUCCCAGCUGGCUUACCUCCACUCCCUAACCUGCCCAACCUCAACCUGCCACUCCCAGACCUUAGUGCCGUGUCAUUAGCAGGAGCACCGCCAUUAGGAACCACAGUCCCAGGUCUGGCAUCUCUCCCACCCCUCAACAUCCCCGGCCUGGCCCCCUUACCCCCUCUCCCCACCAUGUUGCCCUCCCAGUUGCCUCCUCUCCUCCCCCAGGGAGUGGCCCCCUUCCUCCCCAUCUCCACUACCACCCCUCCGGCCUCGGUCACCGUCACAGCGGCGCCCGCCGCCGAGCCCACAGUCCCCACGGAAGCUGCCUCCACGAACGCACCGGAAUCGCUGGCCCCCACGGAAACAACGGUAGCGUCGUAACCUGGGAAAGAAGCUCCAGCUUGCCAUCAAACCAAAACACACACCCGGUCUCUCUCUUUCUCCCGUCUGUCUUUCUCUGUGUUUUUUCUAUUUAUUUGGCCAAGUGGGGACAGGCAGACAGCUGCAUUAGUUCAGGCACAGAGGUCGGCGUGCUCUGGUUAUGGGUGAGGAAGCUUGUGUGGAGCGUUGAAGGAUGAAUGGAUAUGAAGAAUGGAGGACGAAUGUAGACUGGUCUCACCAACAUGUCUUUCAUUGCCAGAUUGUCUCGGAGCUCGUCUACUGUAUGCGGAGGACGAGGUCUAUUCUUUGGUUUGUAGUGUGUUUCGCACUGCUGCAGUUACAACAAGACACAACUAUCUUAGGAUUUUCCCCUUUCUGAUCCGGCAGUCCUCUCUGCUUCACACACUUUUUUUUUUUAAAAAUAUAUACAUAUAUAAAAUAUAAAUGGUGUAUGUUAAUGGGGCUGGACGAUACUACAUACAUCUUGAGUCCCAUGAAUAAAUGGAAAUUAACCUCCAUCCAACGCACAGUUGAGUCCAGACGUCAUUUAACUGGUCAUACUGGAGCGAAUGAGGAUAGACACGUCGGUAUGGGCUGACAGGAGAAAAUGAAUAUCUUGCACUGCUGUAUCAGAACAUGUUAUAGUAAAUAUGAAUUCCUCUUGUUACAGAUUUUUGGUCUUAUCGUCCAGCCCUAACUUGUAACCUUUUUAUUAUUAGCUGAUAGACCCCCUGACCAGUAGAUUAAUUUGAUUGACAUGCAUUAUUAUUUUUUUUUUUUUGUUGAAAUUGCGUUAUGACUGUCCACCCAAUGAAUGAAUCUGCAUUAUUUUGCACCACCUUCUGUGUUUUGAAAUGGUUAGUCUGUCCCUUUUUGUUUGUCUCCGUGUAUACCCAGAACUCCAGAGUACCCGUCUCCACCACACAGGGAUGGUGACAACCUGACGGCCAUGCCGGGGGGAGACAGAGGUUUACAGUUACAUGAGCUUCAGAGAGUGUGUGUGUGUGUGUGUGUGCGUGUGCGUACGUUUGCUGUUUGGUGAUCAGAUACACCGCAGGUCUCCCCCCGGCAUGGAGGAAGCAAAUUGGUAGGCAGCCAUGCAGUGAGGCAGUACGGCCUCAAGGUGUCACUGUAACAGAACUUUAUGAAAACAUUGACAGUAUGCACAGUGCAAGCAAUAAAGCCAAAUUAAUUUUACAC
Acanthopagrus latus (yellowfin seabream) is the source of this 2631-nucleotide messenger RNA. Its product is annotated as Golgi reassembly-stacking protein 2-like. Gene Ontology annotation, cellular component: Golgi apparatus. The transcript has 10 exons. Gene Ontology annotation, molecular function: protein binding. The record is from RefSeq and is a predicted model, not a curated record. Bases 133 to 1431 code for a protein of 432 amino acids. Gene Ontology annotation, biological process: Golgi organization. Lineage: Eukaryota; Metazoa; Chordata; Actinopteri; Spariformes; Sparidae.